CAGAUGUGGUCGUAUUUCCAAAAUUUCCAAUAAAUAGCCUUGCGAUCUGGCGGCAUUUGCAUUGACCACCAUACUCUCGACCCAAAUAAUCAAUUGCCACUUGGUACAUAAUGAAACCAUCGCUUAUUUCCGUUGCCAGUGCCGUCUUUGUUGGCAUGCUGACUGCCUGUCUGGCCUUGGCUAAACCCACCCUUUACGUCUUUGGCGACUCGCUCUCUGAUAUUGGCACGUUCAGAGACCUCACUCUUGGGCUCAUCCCGCCUCCUCCUUACUGGGAGGGAAGGUGGUGCUCGGGUCCUAUCUGGGCCGAGUACUUGUCUCUGCUAAUGGGAUACAACCACUACAACAAGGCCAUCGGCGGCGCGACUACCGACAAUGCUGACACAACCUACCUACCCUCGGGCUCGCCGAUUCAGAUCCCCAGCUGCCAAGACCAAAUCAACUGGUUCAAGUUCUGGAACCCUCUUUACCACUUGGCCUCUACCCGUGGCGAUGACAUUGCCACCCUGGCUAUUGGCCACAACGACUAUUUCGGGACAGUGUCUAAGCUCCAAAAAAACUCGACCACGCCCGAGGAGUUUUCAACGAUGGUGUCAGACACCAUAAACAUCAUUGUCAGCAACCUUGCUGCUAUCCAGUACACCCCUGAGGCGGCUAUUGGGAAAACACAGGAGCUGGCACGUAUUACAAUUGGACUGAUUAAUCAGAAGGUACAGGCCAAGGCUACAGCUUGGGCGAAGACCGCUGGGCUGAAGAGAUUUUACGUCGCUGAUAUUGACGGAUUCGUGUCGAUGUCUGUUAAGCCAGCUAUCUCUAAUGCACUCGGCCUUAUCGACACCACGCAUGCAUGCCUUGGUGGCGAGUUCCUGCACUUCUUCCAGGACAAUAACUUUGCCCAGAGUCUGAUCAACUUUGUCACUCAUCUUGAUGAGGCAUUCUUGUGCAAGGACCCGUCGCUGUACUACUUCUUCGACCCAGUACACCCUGCGGAGCGAGUCCAGCGUCUCUAUGGAUAUUUCUGCUACAAGGCGGUCAGUGCAUGGAUGAAGGGGCAGACUUAUGAGCUGAACGAGGCCAACCUGCUGUCUAUUAUCAGGGAGUACAAGCUAAACACGCCGGCUCCAAAACCAGCCAUGAUCUACUCUUAAAGCCUUCCUUCUCCUCAAC
This is a messenger RNA of Linderina pennispora, 1167 nucleotides long. RefSeq lists its product as uncharacterized. The transcript has 2 exons. The record is from RefSeq and is a predicted model, not a curated record. Gene Ontology annotation, molecular function: hydrolase activity, acting on ester bonds. The coding region runs from base 111 to 1148 and encodes 345 amino acids. NCBI's taxonomy places the organism in Eukaryota, Fungi, Kickxellomycota, Kickxellomycetes, Kickxellales, Kickxellaceae.